UAGAAUCGGUAUUGCUUGCUGUUCUAAUUAACUUUGUAACCUCAAAAUCAUGGCUACUGCAUCAACUACCCCACCGUCAGUUCCAGCAAUGCCGUCUCACAUGAAAGCCUGGGCCUAUACAGAACAUGGGAAGAUAACAACAGUUCUGAAGUUAAAUCCAAAUUUUCCUGUUCCUGAACCCAAGUCGAACCAGGUACUAAUAAAGCUUGUUGCUGCAGCCAUUAAUCCCGUAGAUUAUGCUAAGAUUGAGGGACGUAAGGUGUAUGAGGAUGCUGGACAUGUUCCAUUUCCGAUUGUUCCUGGCUAUGAUGUUGCCGGUGUGGUGGUGAAAGUAGGAAGUGGAGUGAAGAAGUUGAAAGAAGGGGAUGAAGUGUAUGGUAUGGUGGAGGCAAAAGAUGUUGGGUCUUUGGCUGAAUACACAACUGCACAAGAGAAUGGUUUGGAUCACAAGCCUCCAAAUUUGGGCUUUGCUGAAGCUGCUGCCAUUCCUUUAGCAAUUCAAACUGCUUAUGGAGCUCUUCGCAAGGUUGGCCUUUCUCCUGGCCAAUCUAUUCUUGUUUUGGGAGCUUCUGGCGGCGUUGGAACCUUCGUUGUUCAGGUUGCGAAACAUGUUUUUGGUGCUUCCGUGGUAGCAGCUACAGCUAGCACUGGAAAACUGGAAUUGCUGAAGAAGUUAGGAGUUGACAUGCCAAUUGAUUAUACAAAACAGAACUUUGAAGAUCUUCCUGAAAAGUUCGAUGUAGUCUAUGAUGCCGUAGGACAGAGUGAAAGGGCAUUGAAGGCUAUGAAAGAAGGUGGCAAAAUUGUAACAAUAGUACCUCCUGGAAUUCCACCAGCAAUGCUGUUCAUACUCCCUUCUGAUGAUGAAACAAUGUUACAGAAGCUAAGACCGUACUUGGAGAGUGGCAAGGUGGUGCCAGUACUUGACCCCAAGACUCCAUUUCCAUUUUCUCAUACUGUUGAAGCACUCUCUUAUUUGCUAACUCGUAGAGCAACGGGAAAAGUAGUCAUUCAUCCCAUCCCUUGAACAUAAUAUACACAAGUUUCUUUAUCUUUUCGACCAGAAGAGAGGUUUCUUUAGUUUGAUUCCCAUUGAAAUAUAUAUGUUGUUGUCAUUUCUUUAAGGUGUGUGAUAAAGAGAGUGAGCAUUAUGACGUUUGUGUAUCGUGGUUGUAAUUGUCGUCAAACUAUCAUGUGUAACAGUAUUUGAAUAUAUCAAAUAAAUCAA
Arachis stenosperma is the source of this 1228-nucleotide messenger RNA. RefSeq names its product 2-methylene-furan-3-one reductase-like. The transcript is spliced from 4 exons. The coding region runs from base 50 to 1027 and encodes 325 amino acids. Gene Ontology annotation, molecular function: oxidoreductase activity, acting on the CH-CH group of donors, NAD or NADP as acceptor; zinc ion binding. NCBI's taxonomy places the organism in Eukaryota, Viridiplantae, Streptophyta, Magnoliopsida, Fabales, Fabaceae. The record is from RefSeq and is a predicted model, not a curated record.